Messenger RNA from Macrosiphum euphorbiae (potato aphid), 4248 nucleotides. The record is from the annotation of a GenBank genome assembly. Lineage: Eukaryota; Metazoa; Arthropoda; Insecta; Hemiptera; Aphididae.
AUGGCCGACGGUCAAACGGGUCAGGAUGAUGUCGGUAACCACGAGGGUUGGUCAUCUAGCCGUUUAAGAAGCGGAUCGCAGGCUACAGUGCAGCCACCAGUACAGUCUACGGAGCAGCUAAAUACGCAGCCAACAACAAGCAUGUUACCACAAAGUUCUAACCAACCGUCCGGGAGUGUAACCACCGCCAGUGAUAGUGGAAUGCAAAAUGCAUUGUCAGCGCUGAUAGAGCAGAACCGAUUGUUGUUAUCGCGGAUAUUGCGUAAUGAAGACAAUAACAACAUAAACAACGAUAACAUACAAGCGCGGUCAACCUCCAACAACGGCUAUUACGUCAUGCCAGAUUUUAAUAAUUCGAUUAAUAUUUUUUCUGGUCGUGAAUCCAAUACAGAUGCGAGAGCAUGGUUGAAAUCAGUCGAAGGUGUAGCAAAAUUGCAUAAUUGGCCAGACAGUUUUAAAUUAGAAAUAGUACGUACAAAAUUGGAUGGUCCGUCCCAAAAUUGGUACAUUGGUCGUACAUUUUCAAGUUGGGGAAGUUUUGUCGACCAGUUUAAUAAUACAUUUGUGGGAAACGAGUCGUGCACAGUUGAUCGUAUAAGAAUUAUGUCAAACCGCGUUCAAGCCAAGGGCGAGUGCGUCAUAGAAUAUUUUCACCACAAAGCGCGCCUCUGCCGUGAAAUUUCGUUACCAUUUAACGAGACUAAACAACAGAUAGUUGAAGGUGUUUAUUCUCACGAUUUAUGUAACUAUUUGAUAGCGCGCACACAUUUAAGUGAAGACGAAUUAUUGGCUGAUAUAAAUUCUUACAAUAAUCUGAGAAAUGCCAGGACCAGUCGAAUUCGAUCGACCGAGCCUGUGAAGACAACUCAAAGUCAUACCGGCAAUCGAAAAGCCAGUUCUGACAAUCGCGAUAAAGAUCGAAAUACGGUACAACGUUCCACUAUUGAUUCAAGAAGUAAGCCAACAAGGGAUAUGUCGAAUGUCACGUGUUAUAGCUGUGGAAAAAUCGGACAUCUGGCGUCUUCGUGUCCAACAAGAACCUGUCAUAGCUGUAAAUCAACGGGUCAUUCAGCGCGGUACUGUCCAAGUCGCCAAGGUGAGCGUCAAGACAACAACGGUGGUGAGCAUGUUUCUGUUUUAGAACGGUCCCCCACACCUAUUGUACCCCCAUAUAUGUUAGAUGUUAGCAUUAAGUUCCCCAAUGGUGAGUCUAUCGAUGCACAAGCUUUAGUAGAUACGGGUAGCCCGGUUAGUCUCAUUAAAUCGACAGUUGUCCCAUUCGUGUCUGGGUUCAUGCCUCCAAAAUCGGAUUUAGUAGGUAUUAAUGGUUCUAAAUUAAACAUUGUAGAUCAAUUUGAUGCGGAUAUUUUCCAUGCCGACCUUGAUGCCCCGAUUAAUAUAUGUUUUCACGUGGUGCCUAGCAAUGCCAUGAGGAAUGAUUGCCUAUUGGGUCGUAAUUUUUUAUCUCACCCUAGAGUAAAUUUGAAUGUGUCGGAUGGUCGUUUUGAAGUAAGCUUUAAAAAAAUUGAUAAUAUACCAUUUGCUGAAAUUUUAUCUGUUAAUUACACUGAUCAUAAUAGCGAUGAUGCUGACAUUAGUUUGAAUAUUGAGGAUACUCUGUCGGAUGAUAUUAAAACAAAAAUUAAAAAAAUAUAUGACGAGUCCUAUGUUAAUCACGAAAGUGUCAUUAGUACGACUGACAAUUAUCGUCCAGAAAUACGCAUUAUACUAAAAAAUGACAAACAGUUUUAUUUUCGCCCCCGGCGCUUGUCUUUUUUUGAAAAAGACUGUCUACAAAAAAUGUUAGAUAAUAUGUUGAAUAAAGGUAUUAUUCGGCGAAGUAGUUCCGAAUACAGUAGCCCCAUAGUCCUGGUAAAGAAAAAAAACGGAGAGUUAAGAAUGUGUGUUGAUUACCGCGAACUAAAUAAAUACGUAAUAAAAGACCGAUAUCCACUGCCGUUAAUAGACGACAAUUUAGAUUUAUUGCGCGGAAAAAAAUAUUUUACAUGCUUAGAUCUGAAGGAUGGGUUCCACCAUGUAUAUGUCGCUAAUGACUCUAUUAAAUUUACAUCUUUUACGACACCGUUAGGACAGUUCGAAUUUUUAAAAAUGCCUUUUGGGUUAGCCAAUGGACCAGCAUGUUUUAGUCGUUUUAUACAAAAUGUUUUUGACGAAUUUAUUCGCAAAAAUGAAGUUGUAGUAUACUUCGACGACAUUAUGUUAGCCACGGAAACCGUUGAAGAGCAUCUAGAGCUCCUAUCGAGAGUGUUAAAGGUAAUGAAAAAUAGACAGUUAGAGAUCCGCCCCGACAAGAGUAAAUUUUUGAAACGUGAGGUACUCUACCUAGGGUACUGUGUAAACCAAUACGGUAUUAAGCCAAAUCCAAAAAACGUUUCGAUUAUUGAAAACUAUCCUGUACCACAAAAUAAUAAAGAACUACAGAGUUUCAUUGGUUUAUCAUCAUAUUUUCGACGUUUCAUCCCGAACUUUGCAAUUAUUGCCAAACCACUUUAUAAUUUACUAAAAAAAAAUAUUUCAUACGAGUUCGGAGAGGAACAAAUGAGGUCGUUCGAUUCCAUUAAAUUGAAACUCGGGGAACAACCAUUGUUAGCUAUAUAUAAUCCCAAUGCAAUAACAGAGCUCCACUGUGAUGCUAGUAGCCACGGAUAUGGCUCCAUUUUAUUACAAAAGCAACCCGAUAAUCAAUUCCACCCGAUUUUUUAUUAUAGUCAUAGGACUACUGAGUCCGAAUCGCGAUACCAUAGUUAUGAACUAGAAAUGUUAGCCAUUAUAAAUUCUAUUAAACGGUUCCGCGUAUAUUUACAAGGUAUACAAUUUAAAAUAAUAACAGAUUGUAAUAGCGUUGCACUGACACUACAAAAAAAAGACAUAAACCCUCGAAUCGCUAGGUGGGCCAUGUUUUUACAAAAUUUUUUAUACGAGAUAGAGCAUAGAUCCGGGUCGCAGAUGCAGCACGUUGACGCGUUAAGUCGCUGUAACCAUAUUUUAGUAAUAGAAGGUUGUACGUUUAAUCAAUCCCUGGCUAUUAAACAACAAACCGACCCCGAAAUUAGAUCUAUUUCCGGAGAUCUGGAACAAUCAGAACACCCGCUGUUUGAGUUACGUAAUGGGUUGGUAUAUCGAAAAAAUAACGAUAGGUUACUAUUUUACGUACCGUCUAGCAUGCGUGACCAAGUAAUACGUUCGUGUCAUGACGACAUGUGCCAUGUAGGAACAUCUAAAACACUUGAGUUAAUCAAACAAAUUUACUGGUUUCCGAAAAUGAGUGAUCACGUUAAGACAUACAUAAGCAAUUGUCUCAAGUGUAUUAUAUUUUCGCCUAAAAACGGUAAAGACGAAGGGUUAUUAAAUUUAAUUGACAAGGGAGACAAACCAUUUCAGACAAUUCAUGUUGACCAUUAUGGUCCGUUAAAUCAAACUUUUGGGCGUUUCAGACACAUUUUGGUUGUGGUUGACGCGUUUAGUAAAUUUUUGAAUUUGUAUCCAGUCCGCACAGUUGCCGCUAAAGAAUCAUGUUUACGAUUAACACAAUACUUUUUACACUAUAGUAAACCUAUAAAAAUAAUAUCGGACCGUGGAUCAUGCUUUCGUUCGGAUGUGUUUAAAGAGUUUUGCGAACGUUAUGAAAUUAAACAUAUUAAAACAGCAGUAGGUACGCCGUCGGCAAACGGACAGGUGGAAAGAUACAACAGGGGUUUAACGGUGAUGUUAUCGAAACUUAUGCACGAGCAUAGUCAAAAUUGGAAUGAGUAUUUGUAUCAAAUACAGUUCGCUGUAAAUAAUACGUUUAACAGAUCGAUACAGAAUACACCUAGUAAAUUGUUAUUUGGUAUUGAUCAAAUAGGAGAGCCAACAGAUUAUGUUAGAUUAUACUUACAAGCGCUUAAUGAAUCUGAAAAUGAUCAACGUAAUUUUGAUAAAAUUAGGCAGAAUGCUCAGGAAAACAUACGUGUAGGACAACUAAAUAAUAAAGCUUACUAUGAUUCGACUAAACGACCGGCCACGCAGUAUUCUGUUGGCGAAUAUAUCAUGAUUAAAAAUGUUGAUACUACACCGAAUGUUUGCAAAAAAUUAUUGCCUAAAUUCAAAGGUCCAUAUAAAAUAGAUAAAGUCCUCCCUCAUGACCGAUAUAUUGUUUCUGAUAUUGAAGGGCACCAGGUAACCCAAAUACCUCUGAAUACAGUUGUCGCUGCGAGAGACAUUAAACAUUGGGUUAAACAGUAUUAA